Messenger RNA from Xiphias gladius (swordfish), 6176 nucleotides. It is a transcript of the gene camk2a, whose product is annotated as calcium/calmodulin-dependent protein kinase II alpha. The coding region runs from base 80 to 1516 and encodes 478 amino acids. Gene Ontology annotation, cellular component: cytoplasm; neuron projection. The transcript has 18 exons. The record is from RefSeq and is a predicted model, not a curated record. NCBI's taxonomy places the organism in Eukaryota, Metazoa, Chordata, Actinopteri, Istiophoriformes, Xiphiidae. Gene Ontology annotation, molecular function: calmodulin binding; ATP binding; calcium/calmodulin-dependent protein kinase activity. Gene Ontology annotation, biological process: protein phosphorylation.
GCCUUCAUCAUCACCACCACCAUCAUCCUCAGAGGAACACGGACAGGGAGCCCUCUGACCCUCGCCCCGCUGGGUCGCCAUGGCAACGGUCAUCUGCACUCGUUUCACUGAAGAGUAUCAGCUGUACGAGGAGCUGGGCAAGGGAGCCUUUUCCGUGGUGCGGCGCUGUGUGAAGGUGCUCUCAGGUCAGGAGUACGCCGCCAAGAUCAUCAAUACCAAGAAACUGUCUGCAAGAGAUCAUCAGAAGUUAGACCGUGAAGCUCGAAUCUGUCGUUUGCUGAAACACCCCAACAUCGUUCGGCUACAUGACAGCAUCUCAGAGGAGGCGCACCACUACCUGAUCUUUGACCUGGUAACAGGUGGAGAGCUGUUUGAAGAUAUUGUAGCCAGAGAAUAUUACAGUGAAGCUGACGCCAGUCACUGUAUCCAGCAGAUUUUGGAGGCGGUGCUACACUGUCACCAGAUGGGCGUGGUCCACCGAGACCUGAAGCCGGAGAACCUGCUGUUGGCCUCUAAGUCUAAAGGAGCCGCCGUGAAACUGGCCGACUUUGGCCUCGCCAUCGAGGUGGAGGGAGACCAGCAGGCCUGGUUCGGCUUUGCCGGGACUCCAGGGUAUCUGUCUCCAGAGGUUUUAAGGAAGGACCCGUACGGAAAAGCAGUCGACCUCUGGGCCUGUGGUGUGAUUCUCUACAUCUUAUUGGUCGGUUACCCUCCUUUCUGGGAUGAAGAUCAACAUCGUCUCUACCAGCAGAUCAAAGCUGGAGCUUAUGAUUUUCCUUCUCCAGAGUGGGACACAGUGACCCCUGAAGCCAAAGAUCUCAUUAAUAAGAUGUUGACCAUCAAUCCGGCCAAACGGAUCACAGCGGCUGAGGCGCUCAAACACCCCUGGAUCUCUCAUCGCUCCACGGUGGCGUCCUGUAUGCACAGACAGGAAACGGUCGAGUGUCUGAAGAAGUUUAACGCCAGGAGGAAACUGAAGGGAGCCAUUCUCACCACCAUGUUGGCCACCAGAAAUUUCUCCGGAGGAAAGAGCGGCAGCAACAAGAAGGCCGACGGGGUCAAGGAAUCGUCUGAGAGCACGAACACCACCAUCGAGGAUGAAGACACCAGAGUGAGGAAACAGGACAUCAUUAAAGUCACCGAGCAGCUCAUUGAGGCGAUCAGCAACGGAGACUUUGAGAGCUACACUAAAAUGUGUGACCCGGCUGUGACGGCAUUUGAGCCCGAGGCGUUGGGGAAUCUGGUCGAAGGCCUCGACUUUCACCGCUUUUAUUUUGAAAACUUGUGGUCUAAGAACAGUAAGCCGGUCCACACCACCAUCCUGAACCCUCACAUCCACCUGGUCGGGGAUGAGGCCGCCUGCAUCGCUUACAUCAGAGUGACGCAGUACAUCGACGGCAACGGGACGCCUCGUACCGCCCAAUCGGAGGAGACCAGGGUGUGGCACCGCCGCGACGGGAAGUGGCAGAUCGUCCACUUUCAUCGCUCAGGCUCUGCCUCAACGCUCAGCAACUAACUUCCAGAGUGGGUGGGUCUUUGAUGGGGCCACCAUCGCCUUGACAACAGAUUGAUUGACAGCUGGCCAGGCGUCUGACACCAACCGUUCGGGAUUUUGUUGGGGAAGUUUGACAGAAAGAAAAUGGAGGAGAAGACGAGGGUGGGGGCCAGAAAGCUUCACUCCAGCUAGUCCAGUAGUGAACUGCAUAAUCAAUCGAUCAAUCAAUCAACCAACCAAUCAACCAAUCAGCUUCCUCUUUUCGGCACGUCAGGACUUUGUUUCAGCCAUGCCCCGUUGUGAUUAGCCAAUCAGCUGCACGGUGCAGGUUGCACUAAUGUGUGGAAACCUCGAAUCUCCAGCUUUAAUCAGCCUCCUGAUUGACAGGACCGACGCCUCAAAGUUAAUUAGCCCCUCGUUUCCCCAGAAAACACACAAACACUGAAUCUACAGCAGGAUGUUUCAGGUCAGCAGCCCUUAACUUUCUCCUUAAUUAACGCAGUGUUGGUAAAUAUUUGAGGAACCCAUUAUUAACGAGCUCACUGUGCUUUUAAGCUUAGGGGAGUUUGGUUUACAUCAGGGCUCUGAAAUAUUUUCAGCUGCAAAUUAGUGUCAUUUUACGAGACUGUUUUUUAGCAGGUUUAGCAGAUUUGGGACAAUUAAGUAGGUACAGACUAAAAAAUAUAUUACACAGGGUUUAACUGGUUUUCACGGGACGAAACCCCCUUAAAUAUUAUGUUAAUGAUAAUAAUAAUAAUGUAAUAAAGUUAUGGUUAAACCUUAAUAUGUAUUUUAAAGGCUCUUUAAAAUACAUAUUAAGUUUUCAAUAUAUAUGGAUUCAAUAUGUAACAAUCUAUACAUUUUUUCAUUGAAAUGCCAUGAAAAUACAAAUCACAGCCUUUAAAAGUGACCAGAUACCAUGAAAAGCAUCUCUGAGUUUGUACCUUAAACUUAGCUUAAUUUUUCAUGUAAGGGGCAAACUCAUUAUUGGCUUUGUUGCUUGCUACAAGUAACAGUGUUCAGUGCAUCCAUUAACUAGUGAAUAAUGAAUGGAUGCUAAUGUAACGGGGGCCUUUCAUGGACUAAGACGUCGGUGACUGAAUCCAAGCCGGGAGCUUUUUAUCCCGUGAUGACUCAACAUUUCCUCUUCCUAGUCUUCUGGGAGAUACGAGAUUUCCACCUGAAAGUGAAGACUAUAAGGAAUAACAAAUAAAAUCAUAAUAUGUUACGUACACAGAGGCCAUGAGUCGCCAUGGUUACUAAUUAUGAUUUAGACCCAUUAUCUUGUGAUCACAUCCUGGGCCGUAACCGGGAUUUUAGGAAUACUGGGAUCAUGAGUCCAAAACCCCUCGACUUCCCCAGGUUUAAAAUUAUUUCAGUUUAUCGUUGUUUACAUAUUAGAUUCAUUGCUCAAUACUAUUUUCUCUUUUUUAUGCUUCUAUGCUUUUUAUCCCCUGAACCCGAGAAGAACGUCUCCAGUAAUCGACAUUAAGUCAAGUUUCCGUGGGAACAAAAACACGAACGCUGUAGUCGAAGCUUCGUUUUCUGUGCAGUUUGUUGCUCGACAUGAUCUAAAUUCUGUUUGAAGGAAUCUUUGAUAUAUUUAUUGAACAGUAUUGGUUUAAAGUAUUAGUCAAAUUAGUGUCCUAGUCUCCUGGAAUGUGUUUGAACUAGUGAAAAUAAUGCUCAUCAUCUGUUUGCUUUUUUGACAGAGUUUAUUAUUGAGUUUCCUCGUCAGACAAUGAUUCAAAUAAAUGAUUUGAUCUUUUGUGAGCAGCACAGGAAAAGAAUUUUAUCUCAGGACAAUUUUGUUGUGAUCUUGAGAGGAUCUGGCCUAAAAAAUGAUCAGCAACCAAAGCAGCUCUCGGCCUCCGUACCUGUAUCAUCCUACAGAGUAAAUGUAAUGUUCAAUAUUGAACAAGCAGGGCAGGAAGUGCUGAAAACGUGCCGACGGUCAGGUUUGGAUGUACGAUGCUCAUCUCUCUGCUUCCAUCAGGCUCGGAGAGCUCCAGAAGCUUCCAGCGCUCUCCGACCUGCGAUCUUCCAUGACCAACCACACCUCCGCUCAGACCAGCCGCCCGCCUCCACCCCGACCCCCCCGCCAGGUGUCCUAGCGAGCAGGACCUUAAUGAGGUACCGUAAUGAGCCGUCUGUCCUCUCCGGGCUUCGUCGGCAGAAGAAACCUUAUCUGUCGGGCCAAGUUGCAAAAUGUGUUAGUCUUAAAAGCAGCCGGUUUCCUGUGGGAGGAGAAGGAAAGUAGGGAGGGAAAGAGGAAGGAAGUGGUUGCUGAAGGAAGCAAGGAAAAAGGAACUAAGGACUAAGGGAAGGAAUGAAGGAAACAUGAGAAGGAACAGAUUGCACUCUGAUUUUGUUUCAUCCCCCAAAUCCAAAAUAAAUCAAAUCUAAUUACAGUAUAACACCUUUAAACUCAAUGAAACUGAAAUUCAACCGUCAACAUGUUUCUAGAAUGUGACGAUAAUUAUGUUUAAACACAACAAAUGUGUAAACUACAAUAAACUCGUGAGUGCAGAGUCCCAGAAGAAGGAAGAAGUAAACGACAAGUCAGAUGUUUUAAUGAACGUGUGAAUCGUUAGUGAUGUGACUGAAAUCAUUUAAAUAUUUUCUUUUCUUAGGCAGAUGCUGAAGUUGACUUUAGAGAAACAGAAAAAAUAGUGAUAUUUUUCGUCCGAUAAAUGCAACUUGAAUCCCGUUUUUGUGGCAAUAAUUCUUAUAGAUACUUACAUUCAUACUCAUACUUGCUAAAGCCGUAGAGUGAUCAGAUUCUAUUUAUCUAUUCUGGCAGAUUAAUUUCCCUCUCACUCUCAUAAAAAAAAAAAAAAAAAACAUUAAAAGGCUCGAGUUUGAAAUGUGACAUUGGCGAAUGAUUAGUGUGAAAAAAUGAAGUGAGCUCAAAAUAAAAAGAAGCCGAGGAAUCGAUUUAAUAUUUCCUCAUUCAUGUUUUCAGUUAUACAUUCGAGAUAUCAGAGAACUUGUGGUGGUUUUUGUCUCUUCUGGGACACCGUACAGAAGGCCGUCCUACUCUGGUGUUUCCGUUGUGUUGGUCUGUCGGGGGUGUGGUCGCUGUGUGAAACCUCAUAUCUCCGUUUGUUUUAUUUUUUCAGGAGCCUUAAUGAUCUAAUAACCGAUUCAAAUUUAAAAUGGCAUCUUAGGUUGUGGCGUGAAAUAUUAACCUGCCCGCUCAGAGUCGCCGCGUUCGUUUCGUUUCAGGAGAUAUGAGGUUUUGUGGUAAUUCUAAAAACAUUAGAAUUUUGAAUGCAGUUCUGUACAGAGAGCUUGUAUUUCUUCCUCUAAAGUAAUGGUGUUUACUUUCUGUACAGAUUAUGUGAUUUGCUGCAUGCCGGACUUGACUUUGUGUUUUGUGUUUCGGCUUCGGUCUCCGCUGCGUUUCGCUGUUCGCGGCCGUCGACUUAGUUUCCAGAUCUCCGGCGACUUGACUCGGACUUGUUAGCUGCGCUAGCAUUCCUCGCCGGGAGCGACGGUGUCUGCUAGCCGCGGACUGACUAAACACCGGCGGCGCCGACUUUGAUAUUCUGCGACUUUUGACCCGCUGUGUUCGUCUCAGAGGCUUUAAGCAGCUUUUUACCAUCGGGAGAAUGUAGAACUUUGUACAAUCAGAUUCUUACUAUGAUGAUGAUGUUAUUACUCUCAGUAUAUCGCGUUUGUAUAUUUUUAAUGUUCGAAUCAGACUUCCAGUGCAAGCGUCGUGUGAAUCACCCUGUAGAGAACACAUUGUGUUUAUUAGCUCUAUUACUUUUGUUAGUAGGAUAUGCCUCAUAGAGUGUGACACAAGUUCCCUUAGCAAACGCUGAACGUGUUGGCCACAGCACCGCUGCCCUUCGUUUUACAUCUCGGUGCCAUUUGGCGUCCCGGCUCAGGAAACACUCAAAGUACCGGGGAGCCUUAACAUCAGGUCAAAGGUCGACUGGGCGGUAUUUUCCAACUGACCUGUGAGCUACAAGGCUUCAGAUGGAUAUAGACCGGGGCAGGGUCUCUUUGAUGAUGUCACCAUUGAAACCAGCUGGACAGGCUGGGGUUACACUGCAGGAUGGAGCCUGUUACUGGUGCUCACUUGUUUACUUUUAACAGUUUCAAAAAAAAAAAAAGUGGCUGGACACAAGCAGAAAACCAUCAAUUGCAAUCGGAAUUGAGUCUGUGAGUCUGUGUAACUGUCUCAGGACUUUUUCCUAAUUCCAGGGUAAAUUAUUCUUCACUGAUGUUCAACAUCAUUGAGCUCAAAUUCGGAUCCGUGCUAACGCUAACGCUAACGCUGCAGGACUGCGCACUCUUCCAGAUUUCAAGGUUUUCCUGUGAUUACUUCCCUAGAAUAUACUUCACAUUACACUUUUCUUGUUCAAACCGAACAUUCUCACCAUAAUGUAAGUUUGAUUUAAAUACAUACAGUUGAUUUUUUUCUAAUUGUCUGAUAUUAUACUUUAAUGUUAACUAGAUUAAUCGGAUUAUUUGGUAAUAUUUUAACUCCUGAACCAAGAGACGUGUUAGAAAGUGAUGGUUUGUUUUCAUAAUGCAGGAAUCGAUGGCAGACGUAUUCCAGAGAGCAUGUUUACCAAAAACUGCUCUUUGCUAAUUAAAAAAAGAGGGAGGAGAUAUACACAGGUUUGAAAACAGUUCUUAAACGAGCAGAUUUUGGGAGGAGGCUAAU